This is a messenger RNA of Hyaloscypha bicolor E, 1704 nucleotides long. RefSeq names its product MFS general substrate transporter. Gene Ontology annotation, biological process: transmembrane transport. The record is from RefSeq and is a predicted model, not a curated record. Gene Ontology annotation, molecular function: transmembrane transporter activity. The coding region runs from base 1 to 1704 and encodes 567 amino acids. The transcript is spliced from 6 exons. Lineage: Eukaryota; Fungi; Ascomycota; Leotiomycetes; Helotiales; Hyaloscyphaceae. Gene Ontology annotation, cellular component: membrane.
AUGUCGAACACCGAAGAGGGAAAGGCGGGCGAACACCUUCGUCCACCAACAGCAAAACUUGACGACAAAGUCCUGUACGAGGAAACAACAUUCAGUGAUCCGCUUCCAAGGGGUGCUGCUACCUUUUCUUCAGCAACAUCGGACUCUGAUGAGGAUGGAGAUGCAUUUCACAAAAACCCGUUCCUGGACCCAGAUGUCGCAGAGCACUGGUCAAACGUCUACGAAAAAUCGACAUAUGAGUGUCGUGCUGAAUUUGACCGCUCGUUUACUUGGACAGAGGAGGAAGAAAAGAAGUUGGUUAGGCGAUUGGACUGGCGCGUGUGUCUCUGGGCUUGCAUCAUGUUCUUCGGUCUCCAGGUGGAUCGUGGCAAUUUAGUACAGGCGGUCUCUGACAAUUUUCUAAGUGACUUGCACUUGAAUACCAACGACUAUAACUUCGGAAACGUCAUCUUCCUGUUCUCUUUCCUCCUCGCCGAACUCCCCUCACAGUUGGUAUCCAAAAAGAUCGGACCUGACCGGUGGAUCCCGAUGCAGAUAACUUUAUGGUCGAUUGUUGCCAUGUCCCAGUGUGCAAUCCAAGGCAAAAAGGGCUUUUACGCAACCCGAUCGAUUCUGGGAUUGCUAGAGGGUGGCUUCAUCCCUGAUAUUGUACUCUGGCUCUCCUACUUUUACACUUCACCAGAGCUCCCGAUCAGACUCAGCUACUUCUGGACCACUCUGUCUGCCACCACUAUCGUCACCUCCAUUCUUGCCUUUGCUCUCCUUCACAUGAGAGGCGUCGCGGGCUGGGCAGGCUGGCGCUGGCUCUUCCUGAUCGAAGGUUUCAUUACCUUCCUCGUCGGCGUCGCCUCCUUCUUUAUGAUGCCCGCCUCCGCCGUUCAAACCAAGGCCUGGUAUCGACCUAACGGCUGGUUCACGGAACGCGAGGUCAAAAUUGUCGUGAAUCGUGUCCUCCGCGACGACCCCUCAAAAGGAGACAUGCACAAUCGCCAAGCUGUCACCCCUCGGCGUCUUUGGAACGCAGCUAAAGACUAUGAUCUCUGGCCACUUUAUGCCAUUGGACUUGUUGCUUAUAUCCCCCAGUCCCCAGUCAACACUUAUAUCACUUUGACUCUCAAGUCGGUGGGAUUCAGCACCUUUAAUACUAAUCUCUUGACGAUUCCAUCUUCGGCAGCUCAUAUCAUCACACUCCUUCUGAUCACACGGCUCAGCGAGUGGACUAAUGAACGCACGCUUGUGUCCAUGCUUCAGCCUAUCUGGACAUUGCCCUGCUUGAUCGCUCUUCGUUUCUGGCCUGGUUCGCUCCACCAGGCUUGGGGCACUUAUGCUCUCGUCUCAGUCCUCCUCUCAUACCCGUACUGUCAUGCUAUUCUCGUUGCCUGGACGUCUAAAAACUCCAACAACGUCGGCGCACGCUCUGUCUCCGCAGCUUUAUACAACAUGUCCGUCCAACUCGGCAACAUCUGCGCCAACUUCAUCUACCGCACCGACGACAAGCCUCUCUACCAUCGCGGCAACCGCAACCUGAUCAUCAUCAACUUAUUGAGUAUUAAUCUGUUUUUGUUUACGAAGGCUUAUUACAUUUGGAGGAACAAGCAGAAGGCGAGGAUUUGGAAUGCGUUGACGCCGGAGCAGCAGAGGGAGUAUAAGGUUAAUACUAAACUUGAGGGGAGCAGGAGGCUGGACUUUAGGUUUGCACAUUAG